AUGCAAUCAUACAAGAAAAUUAUUACAGAACUCUAUGGAGAGUAUUUUCAUAAAUCAUUUAAACGACUUGACCGGCUUUCACAACAACGCUCAAGAUUAAUCAACAACUUAACCUUCCUGAAAAGGUGUCGAGACAACGAAGUUGUUCCGAAAGGUUUGCGUAUGUUUAAUUGUUUCCAUACUAAGCAUGCAGGCAAAAUCUUGAAGAAAGCCGAGUUGGCACUGUUACGAGAAAGAAUUGCUUGGACGCGUAAACAACUAAGCGGAGUGGAUGACAACAUCGCUACUCUUACAGAAGAACUUUGGUUAACUUUUGAAGAAGAACAUUUUGCUGUUGCAAAAAGAAUGAUAGAUGCUUCUUUUACGCGUACCUUUAAUAAAGCUCGCUCAACACAGAUCGCCAAAUACACAAGAUUGACGUCCGAAAGAUCAAAAGAUAAAAGAAGACAAGAAGAUUUGGCUGUUGACACUCUAAGACGCACUGUUGUUAACCAAAGUGCGCGAAAACUUAUGCCGGUUGAAGAAGAAGUCUUGGCAUUGGGUUUAAAUUUCGCUGUUGUACCACACAAGAUUCCUAAAGAAGAAAUCGUUCAACAUCUGGAACCAAAGUUGAAUCAUCUCAGAGAUGAUAUAGCAUCCAACAUUCGUGUUAAAGUAACUGAGGUCUUGCGACGUACAACUUUACCCAAGUCUAAUCUUUCCAAGGAGCAGAAGGAUGCAGUGAGGAACCUAAGGGCAGAUAAGUCUAUACAUAUUUUAAAGGCUGAUAAGGGUAAUGCUACGGUUUUAUUAAAUCGUGCAGAGUACGAAAGUAAAAUCCAUGCUCUUCUUGAAACUCCAACAUAUAAAGAGCUAAAACGUGAUCCUACAGCCAAUAUUGAACGUAAAGUAUGUUCUAAACUAUCUGAACUUAGGAAAUCAGGUAUUUUGUCUCAAAACCUUCAUGAUUAUUUGAGACCUUCAUGUAGUGUGUGCCCAAAAUUUUAUGGUUUACCCAAAAUACAUAAAUCAGGUGUACCUCUUAGGCCUAUAGUUGCAUCCCAAGGUUCACCGACUUAUAAUUUAGCUAAAUAUCUUGCUAGAAUUUUAAAACCAGUUGUUGGUCAAACUGAACAUCAUGUAGUUAAUUCUAAAGAAUUUGUUACGAAUAUGCAAGAUGUUAGAUUAGGUAAAAAUGAAAUUCUUGUCAGUUUCGACGUAGUUAGUUUAUUUACUAAUGUACCAGUAGAUGAGGCGUGUAACAUUGCGAAAGACAGGCUGCUUUCAGAUGAUACCCUCUCUAAAAGGACUAGCCUUUCUCCUGAGAGUAUAUAUGAACUACUGAAAUUGUGCCUGAAUACAACUAGUUUUCAGUGGCGGGAGAAAUACUACGAGCAAACUCAUGGUGCUCCUAUGGGUAGUCCCUUAUCACCAGUUAUGGCUAAUUUAUUCAUGGAAGAAUUUGAAAAGAAAGCUAUAGCUACAGCAUGUUUAAAACCUGGUUUCUGGUUUAGAUAUAUAUCUUAUUUGAUGUAA
Molecule: messenger RNA, 1515 nt
Organism: Dendronephthya gigantea
Lineage: Eukaryota; Metazoa; Cnidaria; Anthozoa; Malacalcyonacea; Nephtheidae
Exons: 2
Coding region: 1-1515 (504 amino acids)
Source: RefSeq, a predicted model, not a curated record